Colletotrichum graminicola M1.001 is the source of this 1107-nucleotide messenger RNA. Its product is annotated as universal stress protein family. Bases 1 to 1107 code for a protein of 368 amino acids. The transcript has 2 exons. The record is from RefSeq and is a predicted model, not a curated record. Lineage: Eukaryota; Fungi; Ascomycota; Sordariomycetes; Glomerellales; Glomerellaceae.
AUGGCAACGCUAACUCAAACUUCUGUGUCGGACAGAUUCCAGUCACAUGUCGCAUUCGACAACCUGCCGCUGGGCGAGGCAACUAAGAACAACACGCUCUCGCUGACGCUCGAUGUCCGACACAAGGGUUACCAGGCGCAACGACGAUCGCGCACCUUCAUGGUAGGCGUCGACGAACACGCCUAUUCCGAUUAUGCGUUGCAAUGGCUGCUCGACGAGCUUGUUGACGAUGGAGACGAAGUUGUGUGCGUACGCGUGAUCGAGAAGGAGCUCCGAGCUGCCGACACCAACAAGGCCUAUCAAGACGAGGCGCAAAAGGUCAUGGACAGCAUCGUUCAGCGCAAUGGCCUCAACCGCGCCAUCAGAAUCGUGCUGGAGUAUGCGAGCGGCAAGCUACACGCAACGUUUCAGCGACUAAUCCAAAUCCACCAACCUGCUAUGCUCAUCGUAGGUACGAGAGGAAGAUCGCUGGGUGGCCUACAGGGCUUGGUCAACACGCGCAACUCCUUCUCGAAAUAUUGUCUGCAGUAUUCGCCCGUCCCCGUUGUCGUGGUCCGACCAACGGAGAAGCGGGAGAAGAAGAAAUCUAAGAGGCAGAACGACUCGGAACGUCAGACGUACGUGCGCAUGCUGUCAGCGACUGGCGGCAAGCAUGAGGCCGACAGCGAGAGGAGCAGCAUGUACAAUGUGGAAGUUCGCAACACCGCCGACGAAGAGGCCCAUCAGGUCGCCAAAGCCCUGGGGCUGCCGGCAGCCUUCGACCCAACCAUCAAGCCGGUCGAUCUUAACGCUUUCCUGCAUCCCAGGCACCAGUCAAUCCCAUCCGGCCUCUCGCAAUCGAGCACAGCGGAUCCCGGCGGAUCCUCUGCACCGGCCAGCGCCGCCGGUGACAGCGACGAAGACGAAGACGACGAUGAUGACGAAUUCGAGGUCUUCACGGGCGAACAAGCCAUCAACUCUUCGCAGAUGGAUAAGCUCCAUAAGAUGGAGGCCAACGAGGCGGCGGCUCUUAAGCAGAACCGGAAGUCGAGCCUCGACUCUAGUGCCAGCGGGGCGGACGACGACGAUGUGGAGUCAAAGGUGUCUCGAAAUAGCAGCAACAGCUGA